GGCUGCGGUGCUACAUAUGCAGAACACACAACCCAAGCUAACACAUUUCUGGAGCUUUCGUUUGCUGUAGGCCUUUCGUACUGUCAAGCAAGCCUAUAGGAAUGUUAUUUGCCACUGCAGCUGUUUGCGUCUUCCUGGCCUUUCCCUGGCUGAGUCUCGCAGAUGAGGCACCAUGCACAGUUCACGACGGGGGCAACUAUUACGACCUAAACCCUCUGAAAGCCAGUAAAGACUAUGAAUUCACAACGGAAGGCGGGCACCAAUUUUACAUGAACGUCUGUAAAAGCGUUACAACUGAUACCUGGAAUAUCGACGUUCCGAAUCCCGGAGAUGUUGCUGGAUUCAUACGCAGAGACCACGGUGAUCUAUCAGUAGGGGUGGUAAAUACCACACUAGAAAUGAAGGAGGGUGGCUUGAUGAUGCGCUUAUCCGAAGGCUCACGAUGCCCCAACUCUGACAUGCUGGCAUCGACCUUCAUUCGCUUCAUAUGCGAUAACUCAGUCUAUGCUGCAGGUAAACCUGCUUUGUUGGAUCAAUUUCCCAGUGAUGACGAGAACGCAUGCCACUUUGAGUUUGAAUGGAAAACUCAUUACGCAUGCCCCGUUGGAGAGAGGGGUAUCAUCUCAGGGAUACUCAUAUUCGUCAUAAUAACCUCACUCAUCGCCCUCAUGAUUUUCAUCGUCGGCAGCACGCUCUAUAACCGUUUCGUCCUACGCCGCCGAGGGUUCGAGCAAGUCCCAAAGUUCUCCUUCUCACAGUUCUCUGAGCUGCUAUCCAUUUGCGGCGAUUUCAUUCAAGAAUCGAUCGAUCGACUGCGCAGUUCACGUCCCAGCGGUCCCAACUCUUUCUCUCACCACUGGAACGGAGGUGACGACGUCAGCGGUGCAGGCAGAGGGUUUACAAGGGCAACAGGCACAAGGGAAGAAGAGGAGGUCAUGAUUGGCUCCCAGGAGGAUGAGGACGAGGGUAGAGAGCUACAUAAUGUACACGAUGCGCAUGUUUGGGGCACUCAUCCUGAGCAAAGCCCGCAGCCAGAAGGGAUGGAUUCCCAAGGAGUGAUCCGGCUGUGAUUCAGUGAAGUUGUACUGCUAACUUAUAUUGGUUGACAUCAUUAUGCACACUGUCUACGUAUACUGUCUUUGUCUUUUAAUGUUUUCCAGGAGCUGGAUACGUAUAUAUUUCAUGGGAAGUGUGUAUGU
Serpula lacrymans var. lacrymans S7.9 is the source of this 1199-nucleotide messenger RNA. RefSeq lists its product as uncharacterized. Lineage: Eukaryota; Fungi; Basidiomycota; Agaricomycetes; Boletales; Serpulaceae. Gene Ontology annotation, biological process: vacuolar transport. The record is from RefSeq and is a predicted model, not a curated record. Bases 102 to 1070 code for a protein of 322 amino acids. The transcript has 6 exons.